Ochotona curzoniae (black-lipped pika) is the source of this 1292-nucleotide messenger RNA. Its product is annotated as aflatoxin B1 aldehyde reductase member 3-like. Gene Ontology annotation, molecular function: oxidoreductase activity. The record is from RefSeq and is a predicted model, not a curated record. The transcript is spliced from 7 exons. NCBI's taxonomy places the organism in Eukaryota, Metazoa, Chordata, Mammalia, Lagomorpha, Ochotonidae. Bases 77 to 1069 code for a protein of 330 amino acids.
GGACUUUCAGAACUUGUGGUCGCCGACAACUUGCAGCUGCAUUGCAGAGGUCCCAGAAUCCACAGCCUCCGCCACCAUGUCCUGUCCGAUGCCGCAGCGCCAACCCGCCACCAUACUGGGCGCUAUGGAGAUGGGACAACGCCUGGAUGCCCCUGCCAGCGCCGCGUUGGUGCACGCCUUCCUGGAUCGCGGCCACAAGGAGAUCGACACGGCUUUCAUCUACACUGACGGCCAGUCUGAGACCAUUCUGGGCGGCCUGGGGCUCGGGCUGGGCAGCGGCGACUGCAAAGUUAAAAUUGCCACCAAGGCCCUUCCAAUGGAUGGAAGGACCCUGAAGCCUGACAGUGUGCGGUAUCAGCUGGAGACUUCGCUGAAGCGGCUGCAGUGUCCAAGGGUGGACAUCUUCUACCUGCACAUGCCUGACCACAACACCCCCAUAGAAGAGACGCUGCGUGCCUGCCAUGAGCUGCACAAGGAGGGCAAGUUUGUGGAGCUGGGUGUCUCCAACUAUCCUGCCUGGCAGGUGGCCGAGAUCUGCACCCUGUGCAAGAAGAAUGGCUGGAUCCAGCCCACUGUGUACCAGGGCAUGUACAAUGCCAUCACCCGGAUGGUGGAGAAGGAGCUGUUCCCCUGUCUCAGGCACUUUGGAUUGAGGUUCUAUGCCUUCAACCCUUUGGCCGGGGGACUGCUGACUGGCAGAUACAAGUACGAGGACAAGGAGAAAGAGCCCGAGGGCCGCUUCUUUGGGAGUAAAUGGUCUGAGGUCCUCAGGAAUCGCUACUGGAAGGAGUGUCACUUCAAAGGCAUCGCCCUGGUGCAGAAGGCCCUGCAGGCUGCGUAUGGCUCCAGCGCCCCCAGCAUGAUCUCAGCUGCUUUCCGCUGGAUGUACCACCACUCCCAGCUGAAGGGCACCCACAGGGAUGCGGUCAUCCUGGGCGCGUCCAGCCUGCAGCAGCUGGAGACGAACCUGGUGGCCGUGGAGGAGGGGCCCCUGAAGUCAGAAGUCGUGGAGGCUUUUGACCAAGCCUGGAACCUGGUUGCCCAUGAAUGUCCCAACUACUUCCGCUAAGCCCCAGUGGCACAUGUGUCCCGGCCUACGUGACACCCACUGAACCUCUCUGCCUUUCAUUGACUGGGUAUGGUCUCCGCAGGCUGUCUGGUCCCUGCCUGCUCCUCUAGACUGCCCUGCCUUGUGCCUUUACAGUGUGGGAGGCUGAGGCCGAGCCCCACACAGCACGUCCUGUGGAAUAAAGCUGCCCUGCCCUGGCUGCAGCUGGGCUCGGGUGAACCCA